Sinocyclocheilus rhinocerous is the source of this 2285-nucleotide messenger RNA. Its product is annotated as synembryn-A. Bases 195 to 1577 code for a protein of 460 amino acids. The transcript is spliced from 11 exons. NCBI's taxonomy places the organism in Eukaryota, Metazoa, Chordata, Actinopteri, Cypriniformes, Cyprinidae. The record is from RefSeq and is a predicted model, not a curated record. Gene Ontology annotation, cellular component: plasma membrane; cytoplasm. Gene Ontology annotation, biological process: G protein-coupled receptor signaling pathway. Gene Ontology annotation, molecular function: guanyl-nucleotide exchange factor activity; G-protein alpha-subunit binding.
CACAGUGUUUUUCAUUUACCCCUGGGGAGGAGGAAGACAGAGAGGAUGGACAUUUGCAAGAGCAUCUGGGCGAGUUAGUGCUGGGCUUCCUGGAGAGAGACCUCCAGCCGUCCUGUCAGCUGGCCUGCCUGGAAACCAUCCGCAUCCUGUCCCGUGACAAGAAGAGCCUGGUUCCCUUUGCCACCCGCCACGCCAUGCAGAUCCUGAUCCGACAUGCUGGCCUCGGUCAGGGUGAGGGCUUCACGCCCGAGAUCCCGGACCUGGAAGUGAUCGUGGAGGCCCUGAAGUGCUUGUGCAACAUCGUGUUCAACAGCGAGGCGGCUCAGGAGGCGGGGGCGGAGCUCCAGCUGAUCGUGGGAUUGGCCGAGAGGCUGAAACAGUGCCGCGAGCCGCAGUGGAACCACUACGUGCGAUUCUUCGACCUGCGCCUCACGUUCCUGAUCACCGCCCUGCGUGUGGACGUAAGAGCCCAGCUGGCCCGCGAGCUGCGGGGGGUUAGUCUGCUGUCCGAGGCUCUGGAUGCCACGCUCGGCCUCUGCUGGCCCGACACGUACGAGGUGGCGCGUGCAGACUUUGACGGCUGCUCAGAGCUACCCCCGCUGGGGAGACAGGAGACGGAGCGAGCCAUGGAGAUCCUGAAGAUCCUCUUUAACGUCACCUUUGAUUCCAACCGCCACAAGGUGGACGAGGAGGAAGCAGCCACUUACAGACACCUGGGUGCUAUACUGAGACACUGCAUCAUGAGCACCUCAGAGGGAGAAGAGCGCACGGAGGAGAUGCACAGCCACACGGUGAACCUUCUGGGGAACCUGCCGCUUCCGUGUCUUGACGUCUUGCUGAUGCCUAAAGUCCAGCAGGGCUCUAUCGAGUACAUAGGCGUCAACAUGGACGCCGUCAAGGUGCUGCUGGAGUUUAUGGAGAAAAGACUCGACCGGGGAAACAAGCUGAAGGAAACCCUGCUGCCCUCGUUAAAUCUACUAACGGAGAGCGCUCGCAUCCACAGAGAGACCAGGAAGUUUUUACGAAUGAAGGUGCUUCCACCAUUACGAGAUGUCAAAAACAGACCUGAGGUGGGGAACGCUCUACGGAACAAGCUAGUGCGUCUAAUGACACACAUAGACACGGACGUGAAGCACUGUGCGGCUGAGUUCCUGUUUGUGCUGUGCAAGGAGAGUGUUUCCAGGUUUAUCAAGUACACAGGUUAUGGUAACGCGGCAGGGCUGCUGGCUGCUCGCGGACUGAUGAGAGGCGGCCGAGACCCUGGAAAUUAUUCAGAAGAUGAGGACAGCGAUACCGAGGAGUACAGAGAGGCAAAACCUCACAUCAAUCCAGUGACCGGCCGUGUGGAGGAGGAGCAGCCCAACCCUAUGGAGGGAAUGACUGAAGAACAGAAAGAAUAUGAAGCCAUGAAACUGGUCAAAAUGUUCGACAAACUCUCCAGGGGGCAGGUGAUCCAGCCAAUGAAAAUCGGUGCUGAUGGUAAAAUGACUUCAUUGGAGCCACAAGAGCUUCAUUAUUUAGCCAGUCAACAGUUCGGAGAGUCCAAUAAUUCUGACAGCGACAGUGACGCAAACUAAUUCUCCUGAAAUGAGUCUUGAGUCUUUUAACAGGACGGAUAGGAUUGCUUAUUUAAUUUUAAUCAAACACAAAAGCUUAUUGUGAAUCAUAUAAAAGAAUUGAAUCGUUUGACAUUAAGAUUUAAAUGCUUUUGUUUUUACUCCAAAGGAAAACACCUGGUGAUUGUUACUUCGUCUCGUUUGAGGUUUAUUGUGUUGGCCUGUCUUUAGGUAAUAUUUUCUGUACAGUGACAAUGAAAACGUGGUUUGGUUGCACAGUGCUAGUUUAUUAAUAUAACAGGAUUCAUUUCAUGGAACUCCCAAGUUAUUAUACAUCACGGAUUUUAUUUUUCAUUUAGUAUGUGGUCUGAGAAGAAAACAAAUGUGACACUGGGUGAAGACAGCAACAGAGCCCUGAUAUUUAUUUAUUUAUUCAUUCACUUGGUUUUAGGAUGAGCUAAGUGUGGAAUUUUUUUUAAGUUACAAUAUAUAUAUAUAUAUAUGAGAUGUGAUAUUUUAUGAGGAAGUACAGUUCAGCGUUUUUUGGUUUUACUCAUGAGCAUAUAAAGCCUCCUGUGAUCAACUUAUCUUUUGUUCUGUGUGGUAAAAGGAUGAAUUGCUGUAUAUUGUUAUUGGUGGCCCGUGUAGUUACAUGUGAAAGACUGAAGGAAAUGUUGUAUAAUUUGUAUCACAUUGUGUUUAAAAAAAUGUAUUGUGAGAUUAUAAUAA